Molecule: messenger RNA, 786 nt
Organism: Closterium sp. NIES-65
Lineage: Eukaryota; Viridiplantae; Streptophyta; Zygnematophyceae; Desmidiales; Closteriaceae
Source: the annotation of a GenBank genome assembly
AUGGAUUGGCGAUGGGUGGAUGAUGUUUUGGAGCGAUGGUCCAAGAUAAGGGAGUGUGGGGGCGAAGCGGUGAGCAUUGGAGCCGAGGAGCAAGGGGUAGAGGCACCGUUUGGGGAAGUGAAUGUGGGGGAGGAGGUGGAGGACGAGGUGGAGGACGAGGUGGGGGAGGGCGAAGAGGACGUGGUAGGAGUCGAGCUUAAGAUGGCCAAGGCGAUGUACGAUGCUAUAGUCACACGCUACUCGUCCCCGUCGUCUGCCACUGUAGACCACCCCACGAAUAUCACCCUCAACACGUUCAAGUCCCGUCUCUUGGAGGCAGAGUCUGCUGCCCUAGCUGUCGCUGCCUUCCAUGGCACUCCCCACCCCUCUGUCUUUGAGGGGUGCUCCCCCUCCCUGCUAGCGUGGUCUGUUACCUCUGCUGCUGCUGUUGACCUCUUCGGUGCUGAAGAGGUCGGAGCUGCUUCUGCUCCUAGUGGGAAGCGCCGCAGCGGCAAGGGCAAGGGUGGCAAGGGUGGGGGUGGCGGGGGUGGCGGGGGCAGCGGGGGUAGUGGCGGUGGCGGUGGUGGGGGAGGAGGAGGUGGAGGUGGCAGGGGAGGAGGAGGGGGUGGAGGGAGCAGUGGGGGUGGUGGCGGGGGUGGGGUUGGCACUAGGGGUGCUACAGGAGGGGGUGGAGCUAGAGGCUCGACUACACGCACUGCUACGUCUAGUGGUGCAGCCGGUGGUGGAGGCGGCUCUGGGGGUGGACAGCUGCAGCUCUCGCCGCAGCAACUUCAGUUUCUAGGGUAG